This is a messenger RNA of Fusarium coffeatum, 4950 nucleotides long. RefSeq lists its product as uncharacterized. Lineage: Eukaryota; Fungi; Ascomycota; Sordariomycetes; Hypocreales; Nectriaceae. The transcript is spliced from 4 exons. The coding region runs from base 1 to 4950 and encodes 1649 amino acids. The record is from RefSeq and is a predicted model, not a curated record.
AUGGUCAAGACGCGCAAAACCAACCCUUCUAAACAAACACGAAAAAGGUCUUCUUUAAAUCGCAAAUCAAAGAGAAAGAGGGACGAAGAGGACAGUGAGGCGGAUUACGUUGAGCCAUCGUCUGCCCGCAAGCGCAGGAAACCAGGCACCCCCCAACGUAGUCCACAAUCCCCAGUCCCAGCCAGAAAUCCAGAUCAAGUCAGUGGAGAGAUUGAGGACUCAGACAGGGACGAAGACACUGUUUUAGAGAGAGACUGGUAUCUUGUUCGUGCAGUCAUUGAUGAACGAUUUGAAGAGGGUUCAGACGGCGAAACCAAACACCAAUAUCUAGUCGAUUGGCUACCAAGCCAUCAAAAAACAUAUCCGCCAACCUGGGAAUUAGCCGAGAAUUUGAAUGACGACGCUUUGAAAGACUGGGAGCAAGUAAAGGACAAGAAGAAGCGCGUCGAGCUGCAACGUGAGGCUAAGCGCCAGGACAGAAGGAGCCGACGAGGACUUCGGAGUCUAACACCUCGUGCUGCUAAAGCUGAACCAGUUGAUUUUGAUGAAAAACAGAAGCCCUGGACUUUUGAUGAACCACUUCAAAAUCACUCUCCAUCCGACUCUCUUGGCCAACGUAUGCGAACAAGAAACAGUCGCAGAGCUGAAGCAGAAACCACACUGUCAGAAGAGCCAGUGCCGUCAUUCAUCUCAUCGUCAUCUGUUGAUGCCGAAUCUGUAGGCUUGGACGAACCCUCUGCGCUACCUGUUCAAAGGGUUGCUGUUGUGUUGCGUAAGUCUGAUAACUUUGAUCCUUCUGAAUACCAAAGUGUCUAUACCAGCUCGCAAAGAAUUUCAGAUCUUGAAGACGAUGAUCAACGUCUAGCAUUUGCAUCACAUUUGAGCCAAGACACCAUCCCUGACUCUCAAGAUCUAUCUGGUCAAUGGGAUUCCAGAAACCCUCAGAGUCAAGCUAGUGUACAGGAAUCAGAUAAUCCUGGAAACCCUGUUGAUCAACUACCAGUAACACCGGGCCACCCUAAGACUGGCGAACAAGAAGAAGACAUUGCCAGAUCAGAAAUCAAUAGCCCUUCCCGUUCUGACCGCGGACAACGGGAGCUUGACACUAGUCAGGUGGAUCGGGAUUUAGAACUCGACGAUAGUGAGAUCGAAUACUCUAUCCGCAGCCAGUUACUCGAGGAUAGCCAGCAUUUUCAUCACGACGACAGCAACCACGACCAUCGUCUUUGCGAAGACACUGAGUCCAGUCUGGGCCCUGGAGAACUGUCACACGAUCACGUAGACACUAAUAUCAUACCGCCUUCGUCGGAAGAUCAAAGUUUUGAGACUGCGAACUCUCAAACCAGUCAAGAACUCUCAAAUAGUAGAGACUCUUAUAUUCCCUCUGUUCAACUUACACAAGACAAUACUUCGACAAACAGACCUUCUGGGAGCGGACAGCAAGUAGUCGAUUUUCCAGCCUUUGAAGCCAAUUUCCGUCCUCUUUCGGAGCGCAACACUCAUAGCACCCAGAGAAACGGCUUAGAGGGAAGCGCUUCAAGCUAUCAUUCCUCUGCGGGUGAUCAAGACAGCAAUAUUGAUCAGUCACAGCGAUCGGGAAUCAACAUCAGUUCUCGCCCGUCCAUAAGCCAGGGACAGGUUGGUACUUUCGAUCCCAAACCUUCUCAAAGGUCACCGUCCCCUCCGGAAGACGCCGCACAACUCGAAGCACAGCUAUCCUCAAGCAGUGGGAUUAGUCGCGUCAUUCCAGACUCCCAGGAGUGCUCAGGCUUAUCUGCGGAGUCGCAUCACAACGCGUUUCAGACCUUGCCAGCAUCGAAAAAGGCCCAGUCCACCCCUUUUGCUUCUCAAGUCGAAGUCGUUCCGGACUCGGCCACAACUGGCUCGGAUAUUCCCUCUCGCCAACCAGAUCAGUCACGCCUAGCUUCACUCACCAGGGAAGACACGUUGAACGACUCCUUACCAACUGACCAAGGUGUUGACCGUGUACAAAGGACGGCAACAGCGGCCCUUCAGCAAUCUUUCACUCCUGAUAACAUCCGAAAUACACCCAUCUUCCUCACGCAGCCUCAAGACCUGCACGACUCUCCUGUUGUUUCAAGCUCUCUGUCAGAGCUUGAAUCCACCGGAGCGGCGAAGACUGUAUUUGGUCCUGCAAGCACACAAUACAGGCCCCACGAGCCCGAAGAUCAAGACUUGGUAGAGCCGCAGGCGGCCCAGCCACAACCACAGACCUCUACAUCCCAGCUUGGAGGACACGCCAUUAGUCAAGAGACGGAAUUUGGCAUCGGAUCUCAGUCGGUCCAGGACAAACCAAGGGUCAAUUGCGGAACAGAACGGUGUUCCAACCAACCAUCUCAAACCGCCAGUGCAUCUGAGCCGCCUUCUGAGCCACUCAGACCACCUUUAGAGUUUCAAGAAAUGGAACGCUCGCAUUCUCGGCCACGGAGCUCAGCAGCCGAUGAGCUCAGAAGCUUUGUGGAUUUUGGUGCGGAUUCAAUACUGGCUCCAGCUGGCGAAGAGGAAAGCCUAGAUGUAUCGUCUUAUGACGCUCCAAAUGAGCAUCAACCCAUGAAUAGUACUGGCACAGCCGGUCUCGAUGUUGUCGUCAGUUCUCCUGAAGCUAUCAUACAGACACAGCCAGCCUACUCGGUGGAUCCUUGGAAACCAGAGGCUUUGGGGAACACACCAGAGGCUCCUGCGCCUUCAAUCUCGCCGGCGUCCAUCAUGGCAAAUCCUCAUCGUUCGACUGCAGACGACAUGAGAGAGCUGCUCUCUCGCGCGUUCAGCAGCACAGGGGAUUCUGUUACCCGUUCUCUCAUGAGUCAGGAACCCGAUGAUAUAAUACCACCUGGCACUAUCUCUCCAGCGGCCAUAAGCAGGGCUGCUGAUCCUCUAGAGCCGACUCGCACCUUGAAUCUCACGAACCGGGGCGCAGUACCCUCCGAGGUAGACAGCUCUGGUCCCUCAAUCACAAUGGGUCAAAUUCCCGCCGAAGAAGGUUCUGAUACCUCGUCUCAGUCAUCUGAACGAGAAGAUCAUACUCAACAUAUCAUCACUCUUCCGAUGCAAGCGAGUAAACGUCCAUAUUAUGGAGCAAUAAUAAAGGACUAUAAGGCUGAGAUCCAAGCUUUCAGCGGGCUGUUCACCGGCGACUCUGGCGAACAACCUGAUGAGCUGCUUGUGCAAAAGAUCCACGAUCUUUUUGGCAAAUUGUUCAACAUUUGCGAUUUCCCGCCAGAUGUCAUUGGAACCAGUCUCGAGUCAGAGCCCAGCGCCGACAUCGCCAAAUUCUGCUGUGAUUCCAACCCUAAGUUCAAUUUCUUAUUUGAGCUCAUGACUGCUUUGGACGAGAAGGACAAGGAGAUUCUUAUCGUAGUUCGCAAUCAAGAACUUAUGCGACUCAUAUUCGCCAUUACCAAACUCGCGGAGAUUGAAUGCUCAGCUGAGAGCAUUGGUCAACACACAACCUUUCCGUCAGCCACAAGAGUCACUCUUGCUUUAUGGGAUGAGGAUUUUAAUCCUUUCAGCUUCGACGUCGUUAUUGGUUAUGACUAUCUUUACAUUCGUUCGCAUGUUCACAAGCAAUUGACUUCGGGCACUGGCCGGAAGUCACCGGUUGUGCUUCUGAUGGUAACAACCUAUUCUGCUGAGCACGUUAGCCUUGUACCCCUUAAGGACGCGUCUCCCCUCGAGGAACUGAAUGCAAUGCUUGCGUGUACUGUCAGUGCCGGGCACUAUCUCGAAGACCCCGAACGUGACUACAGCGAGCCACAUGAAGUUGCCGAGAUAUUUGCACGUUACCUCAAUGGCGUCACUGACACCUCAAACUGGGAACCACAGGGAAUACCGGACGAUGUACUUGAUAUUUUUGCGAGUCCAAUGUCCCAGAACCAGUUGCUUUUUGCUGUAGAAUCGUUGCCUGGCAAUGGGCUUAAGCGGAAGUUUAGUGACGGAGACGAGGUAGCGGAUGCCAAACGAACGCGAACACUUGCUCUCCGUGAUCCACUAGCCGGUUCCAACAACCCUCCGAUGUCUCUGGCAACACGACAGUGGCUUGACGGCGCAUUGCUUCGAGGAGAGGCUAAUAACAGAGCGGCCACUACCACAGUGCUUGUGGCAGUCCUAGACUCACUCAGAGAACAGGCGGACGAGUACAAACGCAAAGUUUCGUUGGCUGGCGAAGUCGAGAUUGAACUGAAAAGUCAUAUCAACCGUCUUGAUAAAGAAAAUAAGGACUAUCGAAAGAUGUCGUCCAAAAUCGGCCAGUCAAAUCGUGCGGCCAUUGAGGAUCGAACGGUCUUUGAAAAGAAAAAGAUCGAGGCUGAGGCAGCCGCUCAAAGUGCCAAAGUAGCGGCACAGAAAGAGGGCGAGAAGUACAAGCAACAAAUAAAGGAGCUUGAAUCUACGAUCAGCCGUCUGAAGGAGACACCCGGAGCCGCUGAAAGGGAAGACGCAUUUGCUACAGCGCAAAAGCAGCUACGGACCACGGAAGACAAGCUGAAAAGCGCCCUGGCAGAUGUUGAUUUCAUGAGAAGUCGUUAUCAAGAUGUCGAUUCCAAAGCAUCACAGCUGUCGAACGAGGUUAAUGUAUUGAGGACCCAGAACGGACAAUUGCAGCAGAAAGCCUCGACGAAUCUGGUAGCUGCCCAAGCACAACAAGCUUCUAACGAGAGACAGGCUAUGUCGCAGCAGAUUGCAAGCUUACGAGCACAAUUACAACAGAAAGACACGGAGUUGGCCGCUGCACAUCAGAAGAUCAACAGUUUCGGACGGAACACAAGAGGUGGCAGCAUGCCUCGCAGCCCUCGUGUUGCAGCAACUGGAGUGAGUCCACGGCCCAGCCGGGCGUAUGCUGGUUCUGCUAGCAGAGGGACAAGUCCUUCUGGGCCUGGUACACAGUUCAUGAGUCACCAAAACCAAAGCACCAGAUGGAACUCUCUUCAGUGA